Messenger RNA from Musa acuminata AAA Group (dessert banana), 1053 nucleotides. RefSeq names its product ribosome biogenesis protein BRX1 homolog 1-like. Gene Ontology annotation, biological process: ribosomal large subunit assembly; rRNA processing. NCBI's taxonomy places the organism in Eukaryota, Viridiplantae, Streptophyta, Magnoliopsida, Zingiberales, Musaceae. Gene Ontology annotation, cellular component: nucleolus. The transcript is spliced from 6 exons. The record is from RefSeq and is a predicted model, not a curated record. The coding region runs from base 323 to 688 and encodes 121 amino acids. Gene Ontology annotation, molecular function: rRNA binding.
CGGUUGAAGACCCAUUGAGAUUACGGAAAGCUUGAAUUUGUUUUCGAUCGUCUAUCCGUUUUUACUUCUGUAUGAGCGGCGACUAAGCUCGUCUUUCUUUGAAUUGAUCUUCUUUUGAUGCAAACAAGAGUUGUGUAAUAUGUAGAGUUUGUAAAGGAAUCGUUUUUCUUGUUCCUUUCCUUCUUUAGAUUUUGAUCUUAGAAGUUGGAUUAGUGCAUGCCAGUGUAGCUUAAAUGGGGGAGAAGCGGAAGCAGGACGAGGCAUCUGCGGCUCCGAAGAAAGAGGAAGUCGCCCAAGAAAGGCCCAAACGCACCCUUUUGGUAUGGAAGGAUGGGGUUACAGAGAAGGAGAAAGAUUAUCGUCUUUAGGGACCGAGAGAAGGUCCUUGACACGAGCUCGCGCCACAUCACAUAUAGAAAGGCAUCGGCAUUUGAUGCUGAACGUGGUGUCCCUCGUGCCUCAUUGCAAGAAAGACAGCAAGGUGGAGUCCCAAGAGAGCGAGGGGGCUACUCUCAAUGAGUUGAUUGAGCCUAGGAACUGCUCCAGCUGCUUGUUCUUUGACUGCAGAAAGCAGAAAGAUCUUUAUCUUUGGAUGGUGAAGUGUCCAAGUGGGCCUUCUGUGAAGUUCUUGGUUAAUGCUGAUAUCCAGUAUCCCAAAGGACCACUGGAAAGUAAAACCUUUCCAUGACCAUGUCUUUGUCUAUCCAAUUGUCGAUGAUCACAUUCGGUUUCGCAAUUACCAGAUUUCUGUACCUCGCAAUGAGAUAGGCAAAGUCGAUCGAUCGAUUGAGGAGCUCUAGACAAAAUGACACUUGUGGAGAUCUGUGCCCUAGAGAAGAAGAAGAAGACAGCCGGAAAGUACACGAAGAAGGUCAAGGCAAAGAUGAGGAGGAAGAUGCAUGAACUCUUGAAUCCUUUAGAGCCCAAUGAGUUUGCAGAUUUAUGGAAUGAUUGAUUAAUGCACUUGGGAAUGUCUCUGGUGCAUGUGAAAUCCAAAUCCUGGACUGUUUCUAUGAUACAGUAACUUUACGCAAGACAUUCUCUAUUUAUCAA